Messenger RNA from Meriones unguiculatus (Mongolian gerbil), 4034 nucleotides. RefSeq names its product ralA binding protein 1 (gene Ralbp1). NCBI's taxonomy places the organism in Eukaryota, Metazoa, Chordata, Mammalia, Rodentia, Muridae. Gene Ontology annotation, cellular component: membrane. Gene Ontology annotation, biological process: small GTPase-mediated signal transduction; endocytosis; positive regulation of GTPase activity. The transcript has 10 exons. Bases 612 to 2558 code for a protein of 648 amino acids. The record is from RefSeq and is a predicted model, not a curated record. Gene Ontology annotation, molecular function: small GTPase binding; GTPase activator activity.
GUUAAGAAUCACCCACUAGAAAUCUCAUCUCUCCUCUGACUGCCAGAAUUAUAAAACCAGGACUGCUGUUUUUCACGUUUCGGUUUGCACCAGCGAACACGCUCUCCAGCCUUCGCGGGGGACUUCGGGAGGGUAUUCAGCUGUUCCUAUCUGAGAACGGAGCACGAUGCCGAGCGGCUGUCACUCGGGCGUUGACUGCUAAGUGCUGAAGCAAGUGGGUGGGAGACAGCUGUUCCGCCGCCGCGCAACACACUUCGGGGGUCCUGCGGACUGCCCCGCACAGGCCCCCGGAGCUUCUUCCUCCAAUCCCCAAGGCGAGAAUUCUCUAAGGGAUGAUCCCCGCCCAGAGAAGGCCAGCAAGGUGCUCCACCCAGCGGCGGGUGGGCCGGCAGCCUAGGCUGGUUUAACUGGUUGCAACCACUGAAGUACGCAGACGCGGGGGAAAAAAGUGUCACUUUCGGUAGCCGCCGACACCAGGCCAGAGCUUGGGCGGAAAGCGCUUUCUUUCCUGCGCAGCUCUGCAGGGUUCCCAAACUGUCUUCGCUGGGAUUCGUUCCGGUGUAAUGGACAGGUAACAGAAGACCACUUCCCUUCCUUGUCAGGGCAGCAGCAUGACUGAGUGCUUCCUGCCCCCCACCAGCAGCCCUAGUGAACACCGAAGGGCCGAGCAUGGCAGCGGGCUGACCCGGACCCCCAGCUCUGAGGAGAUUAGUCCUACAAAAUUUCCUGGCUUGUACAGGACGGGUGAGCCCUCUCCUCCCCAUGACAUCCUCCACGAGCCUCCUGACUUAGUAUCAGAUGAUGAGAAAGACCAUGGGAAGAAAAAAGGAAAAUUUAAGAAAAAGGAAAAAAGGACUGAAGGCUAUGCUGCCUUCCAGGAAGACAGCUCAGGAGAUGAAGCAGAAAGUCCUUCUAAGAUGAAGAGGUCCAAGGGAAUCCAUGUGUUCAAGAAGCCCAGUUUUUCUAAAAAGAAAGAAAAGGAUUUUAAAAUCAAAGAAAAGCCCAAAGAAGAAAAGCAUAAAGAAGAAAAGCACAAAGAAGAAAAGCAUAAAGAAAAGAAAUCUAAAGACUUGACAGCAGCUGAUGUUGUUAAACAGUGGAAGGAAAAGAAGAAAAAGAAAAAGCCAGUUCAGGAGCCAGAGGUGCCUCAGGUCGACGUUCCGAGCCUCAAGCCCAUUUUUGGCGUCCCGUUGGCUGACGCGGUAGAGAGGACCAUGAUGUGUGAUGGUGUUCGGUUGCCAGCUGUCUUCCGAGAGUGUAUAGAUUACAUGGAGAAGCAUGGCAUGAAGUGCGAAGGCAUCUACAGAGUUUCAGGAAUCAAAUCAAAGGUGGACGAGCUAAAAGCAGCCUAUGACCGAGAGGAGUCUCCAAACUUGGAAGAGUAUGAGCCUAACACUGUAGCCAGCUUGCUGAAGCAGUAUUUGCGAGACCUUCCAGAGAAUCUGCUCACCAAAGAGCUUAUGCCCCGGUUUGAGGAGGCUUGUGGGAGGACCACGGAGCUGGAGAAGGUGCAGGAAUUCCAGCGCUUGCUCAAGGAACUGCCAGAAUGCAACCACCUCCUGAUUUCCUGGCUCAUUGUGCACAUGGACCACGUCAUUGCGAAGGAGCUAGAAACAAAAAUGAACAUUCAGAACAUUUCUAUAGUGCUGAGCCCGACUGUCCAGAUCAGCAACCGUGUCCUGUACGUGCUUUUCACACAUGUGCAAGAGCUUUUUGGUACUGUGGUCCUGAAGCAAGUGACAAGACCUCUGCGAUGGUCCAACAUGGCCACAAUGCCCACACUGCCAGAGACCCAGGCAGGCAUCAAGGAAGAGAUCAGGAGACAGGAAUUUCUUUUGAACUGUUUACAUCGAGAUCUGCAGGGCGGGAUAAAGGACUUAUCUAAGGAAGAAAGAUUAUGGGAAGUACAGAGGAUCCUGACUGCCCUCAAGAGAAAACUGAGGGAAGCUAAAAGACAAGAGUGUGAAACCAAGAUUGCACAGGAGAUAGCCAGCCUUUCAAAAGAGGAUGUUUCCAAAGAAGAAAUGAAUGAAAAUGAAGAGGUUAUAAACAUUCUUCUUGCCCAGGAGAAUGAGAUCCUGACGGAGCAGGAGGAGCUCCUGGCCAUGGAGCAGUUUCUGCGUCGUCAGAUCGCCUCGGAGAAAGAGGAGAUCGACCGCCUCAGAGCUGAGAUUGCGGAGAUCCAGAGUCGCCAGCAGCACGGCCGGAGUGAAACCGAGGAGUACUCCUCUGAGAGUGAGAGUGAGAGUGAGGACGAGGAGGAGCUGCAGCUCAUUCUGGAAGACUUACAGAGACAGAAUGAAGAGCUAGAGAUAAAGAACAAUCACUUGAACCAAGCAGUUCAUGAGGAGCGCGAGGCCAUCAUCGAGCUUCGAGUGCAGCUCCGUCUGCUCCAGAUGCAGCGAGCCAAGUCUGAGCAGCUACUGCAGGAGGAGGAGGAGCCAGAGAGGCGAGGGGGCACAGGCCCACCGCCCUGCGACGGUGCCCUUGAGGUCAGAGCAGCUAAGGAGCAGGCCAAGCCCUCACCCAGCAAAGACCGGAAGGAGACAGCCAUCUGACCGCCAGCCGGGCCCUGUGCAUCUUACUGUAAGCGAGCCAGCGCCUUUCCUGCUGUACACUCUUGUCAAGGGCCGCGGGUGCUCUUGCACCUGGCUCCUGUCAGGCUCAGGUCAGGGGGGUGAAGCAGUGGCCACACCGGGAGCUUGCAGGGACACAGGCGUUUCCAGUGUCAGCUUAUUUGAAAAUUUUCUUUGUUAAAAAAUAUUUUAACCCUUGAGUGGCUUCUUUUAAACCAAAAAAAAAAAAAAAAAUCUUUUUUUUUUUUUUUUUUUUUUUUAAAUUAAAUCACAGCAGAAUCAGGAUCUCUUUCUUCUCAAAGGGUGGGAACCAAACCAGGUCACUUCUGCGUCUGCCUUGUGGACGCUCGUGGUCUCGCCAGCCCCGCAGGGUCUCUGGCCACUCUUGCUUGUGCCUUCCACACCUUUUGGUGCAGAUUGUUCAGUGGGGAGCUGCCUCAUAUUCUGACUGUUCCCUUACCCGCCCUGUACCACUUGGCUUUUCCAGUUCUGAGGCAAGUCCGGCAGCGUGAGUCCUCAGGAUGGCCUAGUUUAGGAGUUCCCCGAGCGGCCUGCCACAGCCUUGCCGUGCAGGCCCAGUCACUCACUGCCAGGGAUCAAGCAAAGGCCUUUUCUGAGGUGGUCAGGGGUGGCCACCUUGACCCUGAGGCGUUCACACAAGGAUGCUUCUCAAACCAGAGACCUUUCACACACUGACCUUCCAGGAAAACCAGAUGAUUUCAGUUGCUGGCUCGGGCCAGGAAGCACACGCCUCUGCCAGGAUAAGCCAUGCAGACGCUCUCACACAGGAGUUUUAACUGUCGGCCUCAGGAGCUGCCUGAGGACUCCCUCUACAGAACUCAGCAGUAGGGAAAAUGAUAGCUGCAGUUACCCCACCUGGUGUUUGCUUCUAGGUCAGACUGCUGCUCCGUGGUGUCUGGAGGCCCGACUUUGGGCCGCACUGUCCAUGAGUGGCCAUGGGAGGUCCCCUGUGGCUCUGAAGACAAACCCCACACACUAACGUGAGAAACAACCCACACAGGGCUCCAAACCCCUCCUAGUUAGUGUUUCUUUCAGCACCUGUUUUAUGUGAUUUCUUUUUAGCCUCUACCUAUUGCACUGUUGUGACUUGUUGGCCAUUAUUUGAUUUUUGUACGAGAAAAAAAAAGCUUUGUUAUAGAAAUCAGCAUACUAUUUUUUUAAAUCUGGAGAGAAGAUAUUAUGGUGACUGGAAAUAUGGUCAGGUGUCAAAUAUAAAUGUAUAAACGCCUUGCUGUGUCCUGUCAGAUGUACCACAUUUAUUUUAUAUUUGCUGGCAAUAUUGAAGACUUUUUUGUUUGUGUAAAUUCUCAUUUCUAUCAAGGUAUCAUAGGUUUUUAAAAUUAGAAUUUCAUUAUUAGUGUCUCAAUGUUGGUUAACUAAUUUUUGCCAGGACCAUUAUUGAUCAAGGAAAUAAAUCCAACAGCCAUUUGAGAAAAA